AUGUCGACUCCUUCGGCUAAGACUGUACCAACAGGUGGUAAAUCUAAAACAACAGCUAGUGGUAAAUCUACAACAACAACUAGUGGUAAAAAGGUAGUCAACUCACAUUCAAAUCGAUUAUUGAACGGCGAUGGUCUUAUGCGAUUUUCACGUGGUCGCAUGUUCCAUCGACGUGCAUUAUAUCGUAUUGGCAAAUGGAAAGAUCAACAAGCUAAAUUAAAAGCAGAUAAAACGAAAAAAACCGCUGGAAGUAUUCAAAAGAAAAACAAACGAGCACCAGCACUUAAAAAGAAACCAAUCGGUGGCGAUCGAAAUGGUAAAGAACGUCUUGUACGAACAAAACGAUUUCCACGUUUCUAUCCAACUGAAGAACGACCAAAGAAAUUUUCUGUUAAACGAAAGAAAUUCGGCGAUCACCCACGUCGAUUCCGAUCAUCGCUUUCACCUGGCACCGUUGUCAUUCUUGUUGCUGGUAAACAUGCCGGAAAACGUGUAGUUGUCGUUAAACACUUAUCAUCUGGACUUUUAUUAGUUACUGGUCCAUAUAAAUUGAAUGGUGUAAAAUUAAGUCGUGUGAAUCAAAUUUAUGUUAUUGCAACAAGUACAAAACUCGAUGUUUCAGCCGGUAAAUUCGAUGCAUACGAUGAUAAAUUCUUCAAACGUGUUCGCCCGGCUAAGAAAGAUGCUGAAAAAGAUAUAUUUGAUUCAAAGAAAGAGAAACCAAAACUCAGCGAAGAACGUACUCAAGCUCAACGUACUGUUGAUACAAUCGUUCUUACUGCUAUUAAAGCCAAUGCCGAUUCACGCGUUCUUCGUCGCUAUCUUAAAAGUCGUUUUCAACUUUGGAAUGGUGUUUUACCACACAAGUUGAAAUUCUAA
Molecule: messenger RNA, 879 nt
Organism: Rotaria socialis
Lineage: Eukaryota; Metazoa; Rotifera; Eurotatoria; Philodinida; Philodinidae
Source: the annotation of a GenBank genome assembly